Rhinolophus ferrumequinum (greater horseshoe bat) is the source of this 4822-nucleotide messenger RNA. RefSeq names its product crumbs cell polarity complex component 2 (gene CRB2). Gene Ontology annotation, biological process: heterophilic cell-cell adhesion; establishment or maintenance of epithelial cell apical/basal polarity. The coding region runs from base 53 to 3907 and encodes 1284 amino acids. The record is from RefSeq and is a predicted model, not a curated record. The transcript is spliced from 13 exons. NCBI's taxonomy places the organism in Eukaryota, Metazoa, Chordata, Mammalia, Chiroptera, Rhinolophidae. Gene Ontology annotation, cellular component: plasma membrane; protein-containing complex. Gene Ontology annotation, molecular function: calcium ion binding.
GCGGAGCCAGCCAGACCGCCUGUUCCCAUAGCCUCCGAGCAGGCGUGCUGCCAUGGCGCUGGCCAGGCCUGGGACCCGGGAGCCCAGGCUCCCAGCUCCUUUCCUGCUGCUGCUGCUGCUGCUCUGGGCUCCGGCCCUUGCCCUCCUGGCUGGAACGGUACCUUCAGCGAUACCACACGCCUGUGCCUCAGACCCAUGCACUCCAGGAAAUGAGUGCCAGGCUACGGAGAGUGGUGGCUACACAUGUGGGCCCAUGGAGCCUCAGGGCUGUGCCACCCAGCCCUGCCACCACGGUGCUCUGUGUGUGCCCCAGGGUCCAGAUCCCAACGACUUCCGCUGCUAUUGUGUGCCUGGGUUCCAGGGCCCACGCUGUGAGCUGGACAUCGAUGAAUGUGCAUCCCGGCCCUGCCACCACGGAGCUACCUGCCGCAACCGGGCUGAUCGCUACGAGUGCCACUGCCCCCUUGGCUAUGCAGGCUUGACCUGCGAGGUGGAGGUUGACGAGUGCGCCUCGUCGCCCUGCCUGCACGGGGGCUCGUGCCUGGACGGGGUGGGCUCCUACCGCUGCGUUUGCACGCCGGGCUACGGAGGCGCCAGCUGCCAGCUGGACCUGGACGAAUGCCAGAGUCAGCCAUGUGCGCAUGGGGGCGUGUGCCACGACCUGGUCAACGGGUUCCGGUGCGACUGCGCGGACACGGGCUACGAGGGCGUGCACUGCGAGCAGGAGGUGCUGGAGUGCGCGUCGGCGCCCUGCGCGCACAACGCGUCCUGCCUGGAGGGCCUCCGGAGCUUCCGCUGCCUCUGCUGGCCAGGCUACAGUGGCGAUCAGUGCGAGGUGGACGAUGACGAGUGUGCAGCAGGACCCUGCCAGCACGGGGGCCAGUGUCUGCAGCGCUCCGACCCGGCCCUCUAUGGGGGCAUCCAGGCCGCCUUCCCCGGCGCCUUCAGCUUCCGCCAUGCUGCGGGGUUCCUGUGCCGCUGCCCGCCGGGCUUUGAGGGGGACGACUGCAGCGUGGACGUGGACGAGUGUGCCUCAGGGCCAUGCCUCAGUGGAGGCCGCUGCCAGGACCUGCCCAAUGGCUUUCAGUGUCACUGUCCAAAUGGCUACACAGGCCUGACAUGUCAGGAAGAUGUGGACGAAUGCCUGUCGGAGCCCUGCCUCCACGGUGGGACCUGUGAUGACACUGUGGCGGGCUACAUCUGCUGGUGCCUGGAGGCGUGGGGUGGGCAUGACUGUUCCGUGCAGCUCACCGGCUGCCAGGGCCACACUUGUCCAUUGGCUGCCACCUGCAUCCCCACCUUCGAGUCUGGAGUCCACAGUUAUGUCUGCCGCUGCCCACCUGGUACCCAUGGAUCUUUUUGUGGCCAGAAUACCACCUUCUCCAUGGUGGCUGGGAACCCUGUGCGGGCAUCAGUAUCUGUUGGUGGUUCCCUGGGUCUGGCACUGAGAUUUCGCACUACAGUACCUGCUGGUGCCUUGGCUACUCGCAAUGAUACCCAUGUCAGCUUGGAGCUGGCAUUGGUGGGGACCACACUUCAGGCCACACUCUGGAGCCACGGUGACACUGUACUUGUCCUGAGGCUGCCAGACCUGACCCUAAAUGAUGGCCAAUGGCACCGAGUGGAGGUGACGCUUCGCUUAGGGGUCCUGGAGCUGCGGCUCUGGCAUGAGGGCUGCCCUGCCAUGUUCUGCGUGGCCUCCAGUCCUGUGGCCCCAGGUCCUACAGCUUCGAUGGCUCCAACGCCUGCCGGGUUCUGCUCUGUCCAGCUGGGUGGCGUAGCCUUUGCAGGCUGCCUCCAGGACGUACGUGUGGAUGGGCACUUCCUGCUACCUGAGGAUCUUGGGGACAAUGUCCUUCUGGGCUGCCAGCGCCGUGAACAGUGCCAGCCUCCGCCUUGCGCCCACGGAGGGGUCUGUGUGGACCUGUGGACUCACUUCCACUGCGAGUGCCCCCGGCCCUAUAGUGGUCCCACAUGUGCUUAUGAGGUUCCUGCUGCCACCUUCGGCUUGGGGGGCACCCUGAGCUCUGCCUCCUUCCUGCUCCACCAGCUGACAGGCCCCAACCUCACUGUGUCCUUCCUGCUCCGCACUCGGGAACCUGCUGGCCUGCUGCUCCAGCUUUCCAACGACUCAGUGGCUGGCCUGACAGUCUUCCUGAGCGAGGGCCAGAUCCGGGCGGAGGUGCUGGGCCGUCCUGCCCUGGUGCUUCCUGGGCGCUGGGAUGACGGGCUCCGCCACCUGGUGACCCUCAGCUUUGGGCCUGACGAGCUGCAGGGCUCAGGGCAGCAGGUGCAUGUGGGUGGGAGGCUCCUCCCUGCUGACGCCCACCCCUGGGGUGGGCCCUUCCGAGGCUGCCUCCAGGACCUGCGACUCAAUGACCUCCACCUCCCCUUCUUCCUGCCGUCACUGGGGAACUCAAGCCAGCCCAGCGAGCUGGGCAGCAGGCAGUCGUGGAACCUCACCAUGGGCUGUGUCUCUGAGGACAUGUGCAGUCCUGACCCCUGUCUCAAUGGUGGGACUUGCCUGGUCACUUGGAAUGACUUCCACUGCACCUGCCCUACCAACUUCACGGGGCCCACGUGUGCCCAGCAGCUGUGGUGUCCUGGCCAGCCCUGCCUCCCGCCUGCCACCUGUGAGGAGGUCCCUGAUGGCUUUGUCUGUGUGGCCGAAGCCACGUUCCGCGAAGGUCCCGCCGUCGCAUUCAGUGGGCACAACGCAUCGUCAGGGCCCGCGCUCAGCGGCCUCUCACUUGCCUUCCGCACACGCGACUCCGAGGCCGGGCUGCUGCGUGCGGCCGCGGGCGCCUUUGCCGCCGUUUGGCUGGCGGUGCGCAACGGCUCGCUGGCGGCCGGCGUGCGCAGCGGCCACGGCCCGCCCGGUGCGGUCCUGCCCGCGCCUGGGCCGCGCGUGGACGACGGCGCCUGGCACCGCGUGCGCCUGGCCAUGGAGCGCCCCGCCGCCACUGCAUCACGCUGGCUGCUGUGGUUGGAUGGCGCGGCGACGCCCGUGGCGCUCCGAGGCCUGGCCGGCGACCUGGCCUUCCUGCGAGGCCCGGGCGCCGCCCGCAUCCUGCUGGCCGAGAACUUCACGGGCUGCCUGGGCCGCGUGGCGGUCGGCGGCCUCCCGCUGCCCCUGGCGCGCCCGCGCCCCGGCGCGGCCCCCGGCCCCCGAGAGCACUUCUCGGCCUGGCCCGGACCGCCGGCCCUGCGCCUCGGCUGCCUAGGCGAACCCGUGUGUGUCCCCUCGCCCUGCCUGCACGGCGGUGACUGCCGCGACCUCUUCGACUCCUUUGCCUGCGCCUGCGGCCCGGGCUGGGAGGGCCCGCACUGCGAGGCCCGCGCCGACCCGUGUAGCUCAGCACCCUGCGUCCGCGGCCGCUGCCACGCGGGCCCCGAUGGCCGCUUCGAGUGCCGUUGCCGGCCUGGCUUCACUGGGCCGCGCUGCAGGUUGCCUGUCCUGCCAGAGGAAUGCAGCCUGAAUCUCACCUGCCUCAAUGGCAGCCCAUGUGAGGCUGGGCCUCGGGGAGCCAACUGCAGCUGCCAGGAGGGCUUUGCUGGCCAGAGGUGUCAGGUCCCCUGUGCAGCCAACCCCUGCUUGAAUGGGGGCACCUGCCGGGCAGCUGGUGGGGUAUACGAAUGUAUCUGCGGCACACGGUUCUCUGGCCAGUUCUGCGAAGUGGUGAAGGGCCUGCCGCUGCCACUGCCAUUCCCACUGCUGGAGGUGGCAGUGCCUGCAGCCUGCGCCUGCCUCCUCCUCCUCCUCUUGGGCCUCCUCUCAGGGAUCCUGGCAGCCAGAAAGCGUCGCCAGUCAGAGGGCACCUACAGCCCGAGCCAGCAGGAGGUGGCCGGGGCCCGGCUGGAGAUGGACAGUGUUCUCAAGGUGCCGCCCGAGGAGAGGCUCAUCUAGGCCUACCUGGCUGCCAGCUCCAGCACCCACAAGGUCAUGAAUGAUUUCUACUUGGAGACCGAAGGAGGCCACUUCCAGGAGCCUGUGGGGAAGUGGCCUGCCCCUUCAGGGCCUUGGGGAGCAGCUGUGGACACAGGAUACCUGCUGGGGAAGUGUCCCCCUUGCUGGCAGCCCCUGCCUUUGCCCCAUUGUGGGACUGAGGAUAAGGGGAGCACUCAGGGCAGCAGAGAGGGGCCUGGCGAGGUGGUGGACAUCGCCAUUGGACCUGCCGGGGCUUGCUCAGCAGGUGUGUGGCUGUGCAGGGCAGGGGCACAUGUGGGCACACACGAUGUGUUCAGGAAUGUGUGUGCGCAUGCAUGUGUGCAAGGUGUGUGUGUAUCUGGGGACUGUUGAUUUGCAGGUACAGGUGUGAGUGGGCUGGACGGGGCUCGAGGCCACGUCUGUGUGUGACUGUGAAGUGGGUGCAGGCCAUCAGAGGGCGUGGCCGGGCUGUGGAGCAACCUGCAGAGCUCCGGGGCAGGGGCAACCCAAGGCUGCACGUUCGCCAGGGCGUGCCCAAGGACCAAGGCCCCAGCUCCCGAAUCUUCUCCCACCUCUGGAAGCUGACCCUGUCCUGGGGGCAGCUGGGAAAUCAAGGGGAGGCCAUAGCCAGAAGCCAGGUGGGCUCUGGUUCCCAUAACAAAUGCUGCUUCAGGCAGAUCUGUCCCUGCCUUGUGCCGAGCCAGGCCCACCUAGGAACCAACCACGGCCAGGGCAGACACGAGGAGCAGGGGAUGGGCUGUGUGGGGUCUGGGCUCCGGGCGGCCCCUCCCUCCUUAGGGUCUGGCAGCUGUAGAGUGGGGAAAGCAGCCCCUGCCUACCUCACAGGGCUGUUGUGAGGAUCCGCAGGGAAAGAAUGCGGUCGUUAAACCCUGG